This is a messenger RNA of Peromyscus leucopus (white-footed mouse), 1714 nucleotides long. RefSeq names its product glycosaminoglycan xylosylkinase-like. Gene Ontology annotation, biological process: protein phosphorylation. NCBI's taxonomy places the organism in Eukaryota, Metazoa, Chordata, Mammalia, Rodentia, Cricetidae. The record is from RefSeq and is a predicted model, not a curated record. Gene Ontology annotation, molecular function: phosphotransferase activity, alcohol group as acceptor. Gene Ontology annotation, cellular component: Golgi apparatus.
GCUGCCCCUCCCCGGAGGCGGCGGGGGCGGCCGGGGCGCACCGCGCCGCACUGCGCGGGGCGGCUAUGGAGCGAGCCUGAGGCCCGCCAGGAAUUGUGGAGGCACUGCAGUGAAGACAUCAGUAGUCACGGAAUCGCCUUGCUGAUCCUCAGCACCUGUCCGCCCCACUGAGCUGAGAGAAGGUGGGUCGAGGAGGAGGAGAGGCCACCAUGAAGCUAAAGCAGCGCGUCGUGCUGUUAGCAAUUCUCCUCGUCAUCUUCAUCUUCACCAAAGUUUUCCUGAUCGACAACCUGGAUACAUCAGCGGCCAACCGAGAGGACCAGAGGGCUUUUCACCGAAUGAUGACUGGCUUGCGGGUGGAGCUGCUGCCCAAGUUGGACCACACCCUGCAGUCUCCUUGGGAGAUUGCGGCCCAGUGGGUGGUGCCCCGGGAAGUGUACCCUGAAGAGACACCAGAGCUGGGAGCAGUCCUGCAUGCCAUGGCCACCAAGAAGGUCAUUAAAGCUGAUGUGGGCUAUAAAGGGACACAGCUAAAAGCUUUACUGAUCCUUGAAGGAGGACAGAAAGUUGUCUUCAAACCUAAGCGGUACAGCAGAGACUUUGUGUUAAAAGGGGAGCCGUAUGCUGGUUAUGACAGGCACAACGCAGAGGUGGCAGCUUUUCACCUGGACAGGAUUCUGGGUUUCCGCCGAGCUCCCUUGGUGGUUGGCAGAUACAUUAAUCUGAGGACGGAGAUCAAGCCUGUGGCCACAGAGCAGCAGCUGAGCACCUUCCUAACUGUAGGGAAUAACACGUGUUUCUAUGGGAAGUGCUAUUACUGCCGAGAAACAGAGCCAGCCUGUGCUGAUGGAGACAUGAUGGAGGGAGCCAUCACACUUUGGCUCCCAGAUGUGUGGCCUCUGCAGAAACAUCGACACCCCUGGGGCAGGACUUACCGAGAAGGCAAAUUGGCCAGGUGGGAAUAUGAUGAGAGCUACAGCGAUGCUGUGAAGAAAACGUCCCCUUAUGACUCAGGCCCACGCCUCUUGGACAUCAUUGACACUGCUGUCUUCGAUUACUUGAUUGGCAAUGCCGACCGCCACCACUAUGAAAGCUUUCAAGACGAUGAAGGCGCUAGCAUGCUUACCCUUCUUGAUAAUGCCAAAAGCUUUGGGAACCCCUCGCUGGAUGAGAGAAGCAUCCUUGCCCCUCUCUAUCAGUGCUGCAUCAUUCGAGUUUCAACCUGGAAUAGACUGAACUACCUAAAAAAUGGAGUGCUAGAGUCUGCCUUAAAAUCUGCCAUGGCCCAUGACCCCAUCUCCCCAGUGCUCUCUGAUCCACACUUGGACUCUGUGGACCAGCGGCUGCUGAACGUCCUUGUCACCAUCAAGCAGUGCACUGACCAGUUUGGGGUGGACACUGUGCUGGUGGAAGACAGGAUGCCGCUCUCCCACUUGUAACUCUGAACAGGAAACAAGUGGGACUGAUUUUUACAAAGAUAAACAGCACAAUCAAUUCCAAGUGGCAUGUGACAGCCGGAAGUGGCCAGCAGCAGGUUCUGGUGUAGAAGACAGGGUGGCCCCGGGCAUGCCUGGUGUUCUCUGCAGUGUCCGAGUAGGAGCUUGUCUCUGGAUUCACCUGGCGGCCUCUAAGUUGCCCAUUCAAGCGGCGGGGACCAGCUCUGGUCAGUCUUGUCCCCACACCAAGGGACAAAGAGGUGUGACACUGGCUGAGA